Messenger RNA from Talpa occidentalis (Iberian mole), 1925 nucleotides. It is a transcript of the gene IP6K2, whose product is annotated as inositol hexakisphosphate kinase 2. NCBI's taxonomy places the organism in Eukaryota, Metazoa, Chordata, Mammalia, Eulipotyphla, Talpidae. Gene Ontology annotation, biological process: inositol phosphate biosynthetic process; phosphatidylinositol phosphate biosynthetic process. The record is from RefSeq and is a predicted model, not a curated record. Gene Ontology annotation, molecular function: inositol hexakisphosphate kinase activity. Gene Ontology annotation, cellular component: cytoplasm; nucleus. Bases 380 to 1657 code for a protein of 425 amino acids. The transcript has 7 exons.
UCGGCGCGGCCGCAGCCAUCUUGGUGUGAGAGAAACAAUAGGACGGAAGCGCCGCGGAACCGGGCCGAGGCCGCAGUGACUGUGCCUUAUUUGUUGUACAACUUCACUGGAAGUCCAGGUCAUGGAGGAAAUGAUUUUCCUUCCAUGUCAUCUUGCCUGAGACACCAGCAUUGUUGAAGAGGCCUUCUGCAUGUGCUCAGCACCAACCCUUGGCCUUUAUUUGCUCUGCCUGCAAAAAGAUGGCGAGCGUCCUGCCCCGCACAGCUGAGGAACUGAGGCCUGAUAGAGGGACACACGCACGGAUAGACAACAGACGGAGGACGCGCUGGCCUCUGGACCCUGCCGCCUCCCCCUUCUCCCGGCCGCCUGCGCCUGGAGGAUGAGCCCAGCCUUCAGGGCCAUGGACGUGGAGCCCCGCACCAAGGGCGUCCUCCUGGAGCCCUUUGGCCACCAGGUCGGGGGUCACUCCUGCGUGCUCCGCUUCAACGAGACGACCUUGUGCAAGCCCCUGGUCCCAAGGGAGCACCAGUUCUACGAAACCCUCCCGGCUGAGAUGCGCAAAUUCACUCCCCAGUACAAAGGUGUAGUAUCUGUGUGCUUUGAAGAAGAUGAAGACAGAAACUUGUGUUUAAUAGCAUAUCCAUUAAAAGGGGACCAUGGAACUGUGGACAAUGUAGAUAAUUCAGACUGUGAACCAAAAAGUAAACUCCUAAGGUGGACAAACAAAAAACAUCAUGUCCUAGAAACGGAAAAGACCCCCAAGGACUGGGUGCGACAGCAUCGAAAAGAGGAGAAGAUGAAGAGCCAUAAGUUAGAAGAAGAAUUUGAGUGGCUGAAGAAAUCCGAAGUCUUGUACUACAGUGUAGAGAAAAAGGGGAAUGUAAGUUCCCAACUUAAACACUAUAACCCUUGGAGCAUGAAGUGUCACCAACAACAGUUACAGAGAAUGAAGGAGAAUGCAAAACAUCGGAACCAGUACAAAUUUAUCUUACUGGAGAACCUGACUUCCCGCUAUGAGGUCCCUUGUGUCCUGGACCUCAAGAUGGGUACACGCCAGCAUGGUGACGAUGCUUCAGAGGAGAAGGCAGCCAACCAGAUCCGCAAAUGCCAGCAGAGCACAUCUGCAGUCAUCGGUGUGCGUGUGUGUGGCAUGCAGGUGUACCAGGUGGGCAGUGGUCAGCUUAUGUUUAUGAACAAAUACCACGGACGGAAGUUGUCGGUGCAAGGCUUCAAGGAGGCACUUUUCCAGUUCUUCCACAAUGGGCGGUACCUGCGCCGUGAGCUCCUGGGCCCUGUGCUUAAGAAGCUUACUGAGCUUAAAGCAGUGUUGGAACGACAAGAGUCCUACCGCUUCUACUCAAGCUCCCUAUUAGUCAUCUAUGAUGGCAAGGAGUGGCCUGAGGUGGCCCUGGACUCAGAUGCUGAGGACUUAGAGGACCUGUCAGAGGAGUCAGCUGACGAGUCUGCUGGUGCCUAUGCCUACAAGCCUAUUGGCACCAGCUCAGUGGACGUGCGCAUGAUCGACUUUGCGCAUACCACCUGCAGGCUGUAUGGCGAGGACAGUGUGGUACAUGAGGGCCAGGAUGCUGGCUAUAUCUUUGGGCUCCAAAGCCUGAUAGACAUUGUCACAGAGAUAAGUGAGGAAAGUGGGGAGUGAGCUUGCUGGCUGCACCAGCACUUGAGAGACUCUGUGUCCCAGGCACAGCUGUGCUGCGUCGGGAAGGAGGCCAGUAUGGCCAGGUGGUGGCCCCUGCAGCCUGGAGCUGAUGUGCAGAGGCCUCUGUGAGUCCCAGCCUGAGCCAGCCCCAACCACGCUCGGAGUAUAUUUAUUUUAACUAUUUCUUCAACAUUCCACAUUUGAUGAUGCAGAUACCUCUUUCUUCCCUGAGUGAAAUGUUCUAAUACAAAUCUUUUUGUUAAUUGUA